CGGAAAUAUCAAAGACCCAACAAUGACCUGCAAGAUAGAAAGUCUGAAGACUGUUUCCUACGUUGUCUGAGUGAAAUCUGAGUCAUGUAUGAGCCUCGGCACUAUGACAGCCCCCCUGUGUACAGUCCGCCUUAUAGCUCCACCUCCUACAGCAUCUACCCCGGCAGAAGCAGCCACUCUCCCCAGACCCAGUAUGUCCCCUACUCGCACAACCUGCCUCCAAGCUCCUACUAUAAAGAUGAGAAACCUCAGCACUUCUACCACUGGUUUUCUCCUCCUGGAUUUGUCAAAACCUUCCAGGGGGCCACAGUGCUUAUGUGUUUUGUCAUCUUCGCCUGUGUGGCUUCCACCUUAGUGUGGGAUAUGAGUGGAAUCGGGUAUGGGGCCUAUGGUGUUGGGGCUCCAGGAGGAGGUGCUGCAGGAAUAGAGUCAGGAUACUAUGGUGGCAGCUACGGCUACGCCAGCUCCUACAUGACUCCACAGUCCGCAAAGUCGGCAAUGAUCUCCAUGGCAUCCAUCAACUUCCUGGUUUCAUUGGGGUUCCUGGUGGGGAGCUUCUCGCGAUCACAAGUAACACGAAGAUGCAGGUUCUACCUCUUUGUGUUCAUCUGUGACAUCAUCCUAGCGGUCCUUCAGGGCAUCAUCAACAUUAUCUUUGUGAUCGGGGUAAACCCGAUGUCUCAGAGCUCGCAAAGUAUGCUGUACAACCCCAUGCUGAUGAUGUGCCAGAACAUCCAGGGCAGCCCCAGCCUCAGUGGCAGUGCGGGAGCUAGUUUUCCAGGGGGAUAUCCUUUGUACACCCAAUACCUACACCACUACUGCUACAUGGACCCUGAGGAGGCAGUUGCAUUGGUGUUGGGUCUGAUGGUGGUGCUGGCACUGUCCCUGGCUGCUUACUAUGCCUACAAGACCCGGAGCAAAAUGUGGCGCCAUGGGAAAGCUAACAUCUACUGGGAUGAGCCGCUAGUCCAAAUCCCAGAGGGCCAGGCUGUGCAAGACUGGGUGAACCAUGUUGGCGAUGCACGCAGCACCCAGCAGGCGCCGACCGUUGUGUCAGAGAGAGCAGCACCUGACCUGAGGGCGGUGGACAGCGCGGUUACCUAUGGCAACACAGCAGUCAGCAUCCACAGAGAGGGACUUUGUAAGAGCAAGAGCUUGUCUGCUAGCAACAUUCAUCAACAAGGUACAGAGCCUCUGUACCAGAACAGCAGGGUCACAGUUUACUCCAGCAGCUCCUCAUCCGAAGCGCCUCCUUGCCAUACAGACAGGGAACAGACGAAACACCGAGGGCCCAGACCCCCUAGUCAAGAGAUGAUAGCGUCUCAGUGUGAAACUGGUUACACCCCUGGUGGAGACACUGGCAAUGAGCUGAACCAGGACUACACAGAUUAUCUCCACAGGCUGUACCCAGAGAUAACUUCAGACCUGCAGCGCCGGCAGUACAAGAGGGAGUUUGUCUCUGAUCUGGUCCACUACAGGAGCCUGUGUGCCGAGCUGGACCACAUCAGUGACCAGAUCCACAAGCUGAGCCGGGAACUGGACACCCUGGAGGAGGGUUCCAAGAAGUACCAGGGUGUUGCAGACGAGUACAACAGACUGAAAGACCUGAAGAGGAUGCCAGACUAUCAAAGAAAGAAGAAACAAAGCCGAGAACUGAGGCAAAAACUCUUCCACAUUAAACGCCUGGUGAAAAACUAUGAUUGCGGUCUUUGUUAGUACUGGAACCAUUAGGAACUGGUCGACAGAGUGAAAAUGGUUGGGCGUGGCCUGCCUGAAGAAACAAGACAACAUUCAUCCAGCACUGAACCAUGGCUCUGAACUUUUUCAGUUUUGACUAGUGAUGGCCAAACGAGGCCUCAUGAAGCCUGUUGAGUUUUUUUCUGAGCCCAUUAGAUGGUGUCUUUUAAUAAAACACAAACACAUUCACACCUAUGGUCCAUUUGAAGUUUCCAAGUCACCUGGCCUGCAUGUGUGUGGAAGUGGAAAGAAAUCAGAGCUUCCCAGAGGAAAUCCACAGAGACACGGGGAGAACAUCAAGCCUCAAUUACUAAGUCACAUGGCUUUGAUAAAAAGUUAGGAAUUAUUGCCAUUUUUAUGUGUGUGUGUG
Molecule: messenger RNA, 2107 nt
Organism: Thalassophryne amazonica
Lineage: Eukaryota; Metazoa; Chordata; Actinopteri; Batrachoidiformes; Batrachoididae
Gene: ocln1
Exons: 9
Coding region: 85-1716 (543 amino acids)
Biological process (GO): snRNA transcription by RNA polymerase II; positive regulation of transcription elongation by RNA polymerase II
Cellular component (GO): transcription elongation factor complex; membrane
Molecular function (GO): cis-regulatory region sequence-specific DNA binding
Source: RefSeq, a predicted model, not a curated record